AUUAUUUGGGCGUUUACCUUUUAUGAGUGCAAGCUAAUUUUAACGAGUAUAUGGUUUUCUGCUAAACUUAAACAUAGAUCAAGAUGUUUGUGUGUUACCUCUGUUAAGAAGUGAUGUAACAGUGAGAUAUCAUAUCACCAGAGAAAUUAAUUGUUCAGGUAGCGAACACGAAGAUAAAAGAACGGAACAACCACGCGAAGAGAUGGAACAAACAGAAGAUGAAUCAGGAGAAAAACAAAAUACGAACCCUAAUUCGUCACAAGAGGAAAACAGUUCUUACGUGAAAAAGUCAACAAAGCGCCCACUGGAGACAUACGAAAAACUUUCUGGCACUAUAGAUCAAGGAAGAGACUACGAACAAAUAAUGUGUGCGUUCUACGCUUUGAAAUUAAUUGUUUCUCAGGAUGUGAAAGAUUUUAAAAUGACAACAAACAACAAGAGGUAUGGAACAUUUAAUGAUAUUGCUAUUGAAGUUGAAUUUAAAAACGGAACAACACGCACUUUUCUCUUCGAACUGAAACAUAAAGAAGCUGCAAAAUGUGUCAGAAAAACGGAUUUGCGUGCAGGAAAACGUGACUUCGACAUUGAAAAGCAUUUUAAAUCCCUCUCAGACGUAAUAGUUAAAGAUGAUGUGGUUUGUAUUCUAUAUACAAAUUCUCCUAUAGAUUUUAAGAACAAGACCUCCAUAGAAAUAGGAGAGAACUUACGUUUAGACAAGUGUGAUAAUGUCGAAUAUAAAAACUUGCUGAUAAACACAGAUUCUAGAGAAGAACAUAAUAUUUUCCAACUUAUGGAUCAAUUCGGCAACAAACUUAGAUUUUACUUUUUUUCUGGACAAGAUAACUUAGAACAAACCGAGUCACACGUGCAACAAAUACUGCAGCACUUGGUGCAAUGUGAAAUUUAUAAAGUCUUUAAACAUUUUAUGAGAGAAUGGUGGUCAAACGAUUAUGUCUUAAGCAGAGACGAUGUCAUUGCAACACUAACACGGUUAUCCCUUUCACCUUAUAUCAAAUGUGUAAGUGACAAUAAAAAAAAUCAUAAAACAGGAUACCUUGCAGAAGCAAUAAUGAAUUUUUCUGUAACGAUUGUAGACAAAACCGACGAAAAUAUUAUCGAUCACAUUUGGUCGAAUGAAGCCAUUACACAAGACGAAAUCAAUGAAGUGACGAAAAAAUUCGAACUAGAAGCUACCGACCUCGCCAAAAUUUUGUGGUAUUUAAACAAGGCUCCUUUGAUUGUGAAAGUCAAAGAUGCAAAUAAAACGAUAAUCAAGACGGCAGUGAAUCUUAUGAACAGAGCUACUAACAGCAAGAAAAUUAUUUUGGUGGGAAAUAUCACCAGAAGUGAAUUCGCUGAAGCAGAAGUUUUCCAAGAUUUGUCAGAUUUGAUAAAAAACUUCGGAACCACAGAGUACUGCUGCAAUCUCCUACACAGUUUGGAGAUUUCCAUACAAGAAAAAAAAAUAAUUUGUUUGAAAGAGUUUAUAAAUAUCGAUGGAGAACUUUCAAAAGUUUUUGGAGUUGCCGAUUUGUUGAAAAUGUCGCAAAAAAACUUAAAUGUAGGUAAUAGAGAGGAAUUACCUAAUCCCCAUGUACCAAGAAGUGUUUCAACCAUUUUUGUCAAGACUCAGGACAUCCCGGAUAUUUAUAAAUCACAAAAUAAUCAAACAUUGAUAAUCAUUAAUUGUGAUAAAACAUUUAAGGAUACAUUCUCAAAAUAUAACAAAUUCAAUUGUGUUGAAAUAUCCGACUAUCUAGCGAAAAAAUCUAAUGAAGAUAAAGAUAUUAUGAUCCUAUCAACAGAAAAACAAUGCACAAUUGAUCAAUUCACCCGUAUUUGCGAAAAAUCUAAAAAAUUGAAUGUAUAUCUGUUUCAGACAUUUGAUGACAAAUUUUCUGUCCUUCGGUUACAAAAGGCGAAUCACUUGUUACCCAUGUUUAUAGACCAAUCAACGACUAUAGUACAAAAUGAUAUCUCAAGACAUUUUAAUAAUUCAGUCAAUGCAAUUUGUGCUCCAACAGGCAUGGGUAAAUCAACACUGAUGAAAUUUCUUUGCAACACAUGUCCUUCAAAUGAUUGGGGAAGUUACGUUAAUCUAAGGAAAUGCAAUUCAUUCUUUUCAAAAAAUCCGGACUUUGAAACAAUCUUGCAUUAUUUUCUGAGAAAUGAAAAUUCCAAAGAAAAAACGACUGAAGAGCAAAUCAAGACCAUUUUGUGCCAACAUAAAAAGAUACAUUUAUAUCUUGAUGGUUUAAACGAAGUUAAUAAUUCUUACUUAAAUAUUAUCCUGGAUUUCGUAAAAGAGGCAUCAUCAAGAGGAAUCGGCGUAUGGAUUUCAUCAAGAGAUAAUUUACACGAAAUAUUAUCAAAAACAUUAAAUAUAGUUCCAAUCAAAAUGCACGGACUAAGUCAAGAAGAACAGAAAAUAUAUAUGCAUGAAAAACUUGUAAGAAAAUAUAGAGAAGAACAAAUACAGAAAAUAUUUGAUGCAAUAUUUACAAGUGUAGCCGUUAACAGUUACCAAGAAUUAUUAGGAAAUCCCCUACUGUUACAAGUCAUUACAGAAAAGCUUUUUGAUAAUGAUGAUAUUUACCAAAGCAUCGAAGAAAAAAAUAUUUUCGUUCCAACAGAAAUGUAUCACUUGUUUUUGAUUGGAAAAAUAACAUAUACUCUUAAUAAAAUAGCAAGUAAAGAAACCUUAGGUCAAUUUGAAGAUAUCCCCUCAGCAUGCUUGGAACAAUACGAGGUUUCCGCUUUAAAAUCAAGUUUGGAUGUAAAGGAUUUCGAAAAUUUAAAGCUGAAUUCUCAAAAAUUUGAAGAUUUUAUGAACAAAAUAAAAACAGAUGGCGAUAAGUAUGGAAUAAUCAAGAAAAUAAGUAAAAACGGUAACCCGAUAUUUGAGCACUCUAUUUGUGCAGAAUACCUGACCUGUGUUUGGCUGGAAAAGCACAAAGAUGAGACUUUGUUAAAACAAGUUAUGUUUACUGAAAGAUACAAAAAUUUACGAGUUAUUUUUGAUAUAUUACUGGCGGAGAACAACCCGUUACAUUUAUCUAUUAUUUACAAGAAUCGGGAGCAGUUUGAAAAACACAAAGACGAAAUGAACAGGACAGAUCGAGCUGGGCGAACGUCGAUGCAUCUUAUAUCCACAUAUGGAACAAAAUAUCCGGACAAUACUAUGCGCAUCCACAAUCGAGAGCUUUCUUGGUAUAUAACAAUGGUAAAAACACUGGUACAGAACUGCACCAGCAUUGACAGCAAAGAUAACCUAAUUAGGUACACUUGUCUAGAUUAUUCUCUUGAAACGAAAUGUUUGUAUACCAUAGAAGUCAUUUUAGAAACAAAGAAAGCAAAUUUUAACGAUAUCAAGGAAAAGAUUUUCAAAUAUUACAAAGUAGAAACGCUCGCGUACUACGCAGCACGAAUAGGAUAUCCCAAUUUGUUUUCUGCUCUAAUUGCUGAAAAACCACAACUUAUGGAUCGAAAAAUACGCGUUCAAAAUUUGCUGCUAACGGCAGUUAAUGGAAUACGGAACGAUUGCAUUAUGCCACCCAGAGAAGGAAAUAUUGCGGUUGUAGAUAUUUUAUUAAGAAAGAUUUUCGACACAAACAACGUCCCAGAUUAUUAUUAUUAUGAGGCUGAUGGUUGUUCUAUUGUUGAUAUAGCAUGUAAAAACCGUAAAUACGACAUGUUAAAAGUAUUGCACAAAAACGGAGCAGCGUGUACCAGAGGCAGAACUGUAUGGCAUGAACUAGCAGAGAAAAUAAACCCUAAUGAAGCUGAAUUAGAGUUAUUAGGAAAUAUGGACAUUGCUGUAGACAUAAACAAAAAGUGCAGUAAGGGAUUAGCUGCGUUACACGUUGCAAGCCAAUUCGGUUCGCUAGGAAUAGUAAAAAUACUAUUAAGAAAAGAAGCCGAUUUAUACGUUACCGACGAAGAAGGCAACACCGCUCUGCAUUAUGCAUCAAUGUCAUCGGAAGACAAUCGCGAUGUAAUGAAAUUGUUGCUCGAAAAGGGCAUCGACAUAAAUGCUCAAAAUAAAAAUGGAACAACCGCUUUGCAAACUGCUUGCCGAAACAGUAAUUAUGACCUUACAGUCACGUUGUUAGAUUCUGGUGCAUCGAUUAAUAUUAAGGAUAAAGAUAACAAAAAUGCGUUGCAUUAUGCAUCAGAAUUUUGGCGAGAAAAUCAAGAUGUAAUCAAAUUAUUGAUUAAGAGAGGCUUAGACAUAAAUGCAGAAAGUAACAAAGGAGAGACUGGUUUACAACUUGCUUGUCUAAACUGUGAUUCGGAAAUUGCAGAAAUGUUUCUAAAGCUCGGCGCUUCCCUUCAGUCUACAGGCAAAGAAAUGAACAACGCGCUGCAUUCUGCGUCUGCAUCACAGGAAGAGAAUGGAGAUAUAAUAAAGCUGCUGCUUAAAGACGGCAUUGACGUAAAUGCCCAAAAUAAAAAUGGAACGACCGCUUUACAAGUUGCAUGUGUGGAAGGUGUUUACGAAAAUGCAAAAAUAUUGUUAGAUUUCGGAGCUUCUGUUGACAGUAAGGACAAAGACAACAAUAACGCGUUGCAUUAUGCAUCAGAAUCACAGCAAAACAAUCGAGACAUAAUGCAAUUAUUAAUUAGCAAACGCAUCGACGUAAAUGUUCAAAAUAAAACUGGACAGACAGCUUUACAACUUGCAUGUCUGAAGGGAGUUUUCGAAAAUGUAAAAAUAUUGUUACAUUUCGGGGCUUCGGUUAACAGUACGGACGAAGACAACAAUAACGCAUUGCAUUAUGCAUCAAAAUCAAAGCAAGUCAAUGGAGACGUAAUAAAAAUAUUGAGUGAAAGAGGCAUCGACGUAAAUGCUAAAAAUAAAAAUGGAACGACUGCUUUACAACUUGCAUGUCUCACGGGUGUCUACCAAAAUGCAAAAAUAUUGUUAGACAUCGGGGCUUCUAUUGACAGUACGGACAAAGACAAUAAGAAUGCGUUGCAUUUUGCAUCAGAAUCAACCCAAGUCAAUGAAGAUAUAAUAAAAACAUUGACUGAAAAAGGCAUCGACGUAAAUGCACAAGAUACAAAUGGAACGACUGCUUUCCAACUUGCAUGUAUAAAUGGUGUUUAUGAAAAUGCAAAAACGUUGCUAGAUGUCGGGGCUUCGAUUAACAUUGCAAAUCAUAAAAACAACAACAACAACGCGUUGCAUUAUGCAUCAGAGUCACAACAAAACAAUCGAGACAUAAUAGGAUUAUUAAUUGAGAAUGGCAUCGACGUAAAUGCUCAAAACGAAAAUGGAACGACCGCUUUACAACUUGCAUGUCUGAAAGGUGUUUACGAAAAUGCUAUAACAUUGUUAGAUUUCGACGCUUCUAUUAACAGAAUGGACAAAGAAGGCAACAACGCGUUGCAUUAUGCAUCAAAAUCGCAGCAAAACAAUCAUGACAUAAUAGAAUUAUUAAGUGAGGAAGGCAUUGACAUAAAUGUUCAAAAUCAAAAUGGAACGACCGCUUUACAAUUUGCUUGUCGAAAGGCAGUUUACGAAAAUGCAGAAAUGUUGUUAUAUUUCGGGGCUUCUAUUAACAGUACAGACAAAGACAAUAAUAACGCUUUACAUUACGCAUCAAGAUCAAAUCAAGUCAACCAAGAUGUAAUAAAAAUAUUGACCGAAAAAGGCGUCGACGUAAAUGCCCAAAAUAAAAAUGGAACAACCGCCCUACAAUUUGCAUGUCUGAGCGGUGUUCAUGAAAAUGCAGCAACGUUGUUAGAUUUCGAGGCUUCUAUUAACAUUACCGACAAAGAAAACAAGAACGCGUUGCAUUAUACAUCAGAAUCAAAGCAAGUCAAUCGAGAUAUAAUAAAAAUAUUGACUGAAAGAGGUAUCAACGUAAAUGCGCAAAAUAAAAGCGGAACGACCGCUUUACAACUUGCGUGUCUGAAGGCCGUUCACGAAAAUGUACAAACUUUGUUAGAUUUUGAGGCUUCUAUUAACAGUACGGACAAAAACAACAAAAAUGCGUUGCAUUAUGCGUCAGAAUCACGGCAAAACAAUCGGGAUAUAAUACAAUUAUUAAUUGACAAAGGCAUCGACGUAAAUAUUCAAAAUAAAAAUGGAACGACCGCUUUAAACCUUGCAUGUCUGACGGGCGUCAACCAAAAUGCAAAAAUAUUGUUAGACAAGGGAGCUUCUAUUGACAGUAUGGACAAAAACAACAAAAAUGCGUUGCAUUAUGCGUCAGAAUCACAGCAAAACAAUCAGGAUAUAAUACAAUUAUUAAUUGGCAAAGGGAUCGACGUAAAUGCCCAAAAUAAAAAUGGGACGACCGCUUUACAACUUGCAUGUCUCACGGGUGUCUACCAAAAUGCAAAAAUAUUGUUAGACAUCGGGGCUUCUAUUAAAAGUACAGACCAAAACAACAAGAAUGCGUUGCAUUAUGCAUCAGAAUCAAAACAAAUCAAUAGAGAUAUAAUAAAAAUAUUGAUCGAAAAAGGCAUGGACGUAAAUGCCCCAAGUAACAAUGGAGAAACCGCUUUACAACUUGCAUGCCUAACCGGUGUUCACGAAAAUGCAGAAACAUUGUUAGAUUUCGGUGCUUUUAUUAACACUACGGACAAAGACAACAAGACCGCGUUGCAUUGUGCAUCAGCAUCAAAACAAGUCAAUCGAGAUGUCAUAAAAUUGUUGUGUGAAGGAGGCAUCGGUGUAAAUGCCCAAAAUAACAAUGAUACAACCGCUUUACAACUUGCAUGUCUGAACGGUGUACAAGAAAAUGCAGAAAUGUUGUUACAUUUCGGGGCUUCUAUUAACAGUACAGACAAAGACAAUAAUAACGCUUUACAUUACGCAUCAAGAUCAAAGCAAGUCAAUCAAGUUGUAAUAAAAAUAUUGACCGAAAAAGACAUCGACUUAAAUGCCCAAAAUAAAAAUGGAACAACCGCUUUACAAAUUGCAUGUCUAACGGGUGUCUGUCAAAAUGCAAAAACUUUGUUAGACAUCGGGGCUUCUAUUAACAGUACGGACCAAAACAACAAGAACGCGUUGCAUUAUGCAUCAGAAUCAAAUCAAGUCAAUCGAGACAUUAUAAAAAUGUUAACUGAAAAGGACAUCGGCUUAAAUGCUCAAAAUAGCAGUGGAACGACCGCCUUACAACUUGCAUGUCUGAAGGGUGUUCAUGAAAAUGCAGAAACGUUGUUAGAUUGCGGGGCUUGUAUUAAUAUUAUGGACAAUGAUAAUAAAAACGCGUUGCAUUAUGCAUCAGCGUCGCAGCAAAACAAUCAAGACAUAAUAAAAAUAUUGACCGAAAGAGGCGUCGACGUAAAUGCCCAAAAUAUAAACGGGGCGACCGCUUUACAACUUGCAUGUUUAAGUGGUGUUUAUGAGAAUGUAAAAACGUUGCUGGAUGUCGGCGCUUCGAUUGACAUUGCAAAUUCCGACAAGAACAAUGCCUUACAUUAUGCAUCAGAGUCACAGCAAAACAAUCGAGAUAUAAUAGGAUUAUUAAUUGAGAAAGGCAUCGACGUAAACGUUCAAAAUAAUUUUGGAACGACCGCUUUACAAGUUGCAUGUCUGCAAGGUGUUUAUGAAAAUGCAAAAAUGUUGUUAGAUUCCAGUGCCUCGGUUAACAUUACCAACAAAGACAACAACCACGUGUUGCAUUAUGCAUCAAGAUCAAGGAAAAACAAUCGAGAUCUGAUCGAAUUAUUAUUGACUCAGGAAAACAUCGACGUGAAUGUUCAGAAUAAACAUGGAAUUACUCCCUUGCAAUUUGCAUGCCUAGAAGGGGUUUAUGAAAACGUAAAAGUUUUAUUAGAUUCCGGCGCUUCCACUGAUAUUAUGGACAAAAACGACAAGAAUGCAUUCCAUUAUGCAUCACAGUCGUUAGGAGACAAUCGAAAUGUAAAAGAAUUAUUAACUGAGAAGAGCACUAACAACCAAGGCAUCCAAGGGGCCAACGAAGGAAAAGAGGAUGACUAAUGCUUUAGAAGUAGCAAUAUGUAGUGUAAUUUUGAGUUGUUGCUACUUUCGUGUUUUAGAAUCGUAACUCUGUCAUCAUCCAAAUAUGGAAGUCUUCUGGACGCAGUUGCAAGAUUGAUUUGAAGGAAUUUUAUAUGGGAGAUUUUGUUAAUGUAGAUUAAUUAGUCACUUAGAUUAGAUUAUAUGUUAGAUAUUAUUGUUGGUUUGUCAUUUUUUAUUUUUUGCAUUCUGUUAUCUUUGUUGAAGAAGUAAUCAUUGUUAUAUUAAUUACCAUUAACUACUUUGGAUUUUUAGUUAAAAAUAUUGCAUUUAAGACCUAACUGCUGAAUAUAUUGUGCUUGAAUAUUAGAGGUUGGAAGAAAAUUAGUUUCUAGGCUAUUAAACGUCAGCUUCUACGUCAGUCUAGGAUUUUGAAUCGAUAACCCACGAUCUGUGAUAUGUGCUCUCUUUCUGUUAUUUAUUUUAGUCAAUAACGUCAACUCAAAUAUUAUGUUAAUUUCGUAAGUUGUAAAUUUGAAAGAAAGGAAAUCUGUUCCUCCCUUUCAAUUAUAAAACCACUGAACAGGCAUCAGUCUGCGCUACGUCAUGUUGUAAAAUUUUUUAUCCAACACAUGCAUAUAAAUCUAUUAUAAUUGUGUUCACUUUAGACAAGUAAUGGGAUAAAUAACUCACUUGUAAGUUCAAAUUAUUGUUACUUUUACAAAGUGUUUUUGUACAUGUGUUGGAUAAAAUUUUAUAUUACACUCUUGUGUUAUGGCUUGAAAUCACUCGAGAAAAUUAGGCAUUCGCUCCAUACAUACAUAACACACUUGUAUAAUAAAUAACUAUAAUUUAAAUUUGUUAUUUUGUUUUUGAAAAGAUGAGAAGGUUUUGCAGCUGGGUAAAUAAGUCUCAUGGAGAUUUAUUUCACAGCUUUUUCCCUUCUCCAGAGAGGAACCAUAGUUUUCGGUGGCCCUUUGACAAAAUUUAAUAAAAGAUGCUCCCUUCAUA
Zophobas morio is the source of this 8947-nucleotide messenger RNA. RefSeq lists its product as uncharacterized. The transcript is spliced from 4 exons. Bases 203 to 7957 code for a protein of 2584 amino acids. NCBI's taxonomy places the organism in Eukaryota, Metazoa, Arthropoda, Insecta, Coleoptera, Tenebrionidae. Gene Ontology annotation, molecular function: protein binding. The record is from RefSeq and is a predicted model, not a curated record.